CUAAUCUAACUAAACCGAUACAGCGUAGAAAGGCCAGUACGGAAUCUAUCGGAUGGUGACACGUCUGGGCCUUGUUGGUGAAGUGAGCAGUCCCCGUCUAAGUUGCGGUAUUCGGAUAAGGUCCUACUGUCAAUGAGAGACGCGUCGACAGUCGACUAAAGACGAAUGCAGGGUUCUCUUCCUCGCCCACGAGCCCGGUGUGCCUUACGCCCAGCCUCCCCGAACAUGUCAACAAGCGGAAGUACCACUGCUUUGAACAUCGGGACAAGGACGCAUUCUCACAUCCCAAUGAAGCAAGUCCGUGCGUCCAAGGACCAACAGGAGAAAGAGAACGUGAUUCCUUUCGUGCAUGAGGACGCUUUCACGGACCUGGUUCUUAUUGUGGAGGGUAAGCGCCUGCACACUUCGACUGCCCUGUUGUCCAUGUGUUCCCCGGUGUUUGCGCGGAUGUUGGCUACUAAUGUGGAUGGUGAUCAGUCUAAUGGCGGGAAAGAUGGUGCAAGGCGGGAACUCCAGCUCCAGGGCAAGUGUUACGAAUAUGUGCACGAGCUACUUUACGUCAUCCAUCCAGCCUAUCAAAGAAAAGUGUCAGAUGAGCUGGCUUUCGUUGUGUUACCUCUAGCAGAAGAAUACCAGAUCUGGAACUUGAAACAAAAGUGCGAGGAAACAUUAUUAAACACAUUGAAUGUAGACAAGGCUGUUCGGGAGGAUGUUCUCCUGAGAUGUUUAAAUAUGGCGGACGAGUUCAAACUUUUCGCUUUGUGGACAAAAUGCUUACAGAUAUGUUCCAAAGCUUCACUGUCUUUGCAAGCAUUACAGCGGAGUCAAGAAUAUGAGAAUCUAUCCAAGUUUUUGAAAAGUAUGUUAGAGGCAUUUAAGGGCAGUGGAACCGGUGUUGGGGUAGAUAAUCCUCCCCUUUUGUCUCCUUCUCUUCAAAAGUCUAGCGCUACACCAGUCCAUCAGGGCUACGGGAACACUCGCCGUGACGUCACAGGAGGUAACCGUGACGUCAAUUCCGGUAACACGACUUUAGUGGACGAUCGAGUCAAAAAGUCGUUGACACACAUACAAACGCAAACAAAAUAUUAACGACGUCAGAAGAACUAUUUAUAUCAAUAUUAGUAUUAUACAAUUGUUACACAAUCUGGAGUUUCGUUUGACUAAUUAUAGUGGAUGCCAGUGUUAAUGGAAUCAUAAUACACGUAUGAUUAUAGUGAUCCACGGUGUAAAGGAGAGUGCUGUUUAGAUACCACGAGACAGACAGUAGGACAUAGACAUGUAUCUUAUCUUAAAGUGUAAUAUUACUUCAUAAUCAAAAUAAACAAUCAAACGUU
Pecten maximus is the source of this 1334-nucleotide messenger RNA. RefSeq lists its product as uncharacterized. The transcript is spliced from 2 exons. Gene Ontology annotation, molecular function: protein binding. The coding region runs from base 166 to 1089 and encodes 307 amino acids. The record is from RefSeq and is a predicted model, not a curated record. NCBI's taxonomy places the organism in Eukaryota, Metazoa, Mollusca, Bivalvia, Pectinida, Pectinidae.